Molecule: messenger RNA, 1101 nt
Organism: Pygocentrus nattereri (red-bellied piranha)
Lineage: Eukaryota; Metazoa; Chordata; Actinopteri; Characiformes; Serrasalmidae
Gene: bglapl
Product: bone gamma-carboxyglutamate (gla) protein, like
Exons: 4
Coding region: 97-612 (171 amino acids)
Biological process (GO): bone development; osteoblast differentiation; regulation of cellular response to insulin stimulus
Cellular component (GO): extracellular region
Molecular function (GO): structural constituent of bone; hydroxyapatite binding; calcium ion binding
Source: RefSeq, a predicted model, not a curated record
GAGGGAUAUCUGAGCUAGAAGAAGCCAAGAAGAGAGGAAGAGAGUCAAACUCAAACCACUGCACCGUGCAAGAAAGGAAGAACGAGAAGCAAAAAGAUGAAGACUUUCACCCUCCUCGUCCUCUUUGGUCUGCUGGCUGCCUGCACAUCUUUGGGAGAUGUAGACGUCUCCUUGGAGGUUGAUGUAGAUGCUCCUGUGGACGUUGAUGAUGCUGCUCCUACUGAUGCUCCUGCUGAUCCUGAUGUCGACUCCUCAGCUUCUGACUCCUCCUCUGCCUCUGACUCCUCCUCUGCCUCAGACUCAGCAUCUGACUCUGCUUCAGAUUCUGAUUCUGCAUCUGAUUCCGCCUCUGAUUCCUCCUCAUCCGAGUCCAACUCCGUCAGUGCUGAAGCCACACCUGGACCUGAGCAUGUGGUGGUGAAGAGAUCUGUAGCUGCUUCUAUGCUGAGGAGACACAGGAGAGCAGGAGCCACACCUGCUGCUGACCUCACUCCCCUCCAGCUGGAGAGCCUGAGAGAGGUGUGCGAGGUGAACGUGGCCUGUGAUGAAAUGGCCGACACAAACGGCAUCGUGGCGGCUUACACCGCAUACUACGGCCCCAUUCCAUUCUAAACCUCAGAGGGAAGCUGCUUCCACAUGGACUCGAACGUAAUCCCCAUGUACACGCAACAAAUGAGCUUUAUAAGAUAUGAGCGGGUUCCACUACCUCCCUGCUUUGCCUAGAGGAAAAACGAGGGAACGAGAAAGCUGUUGUGGGUUUUACCCUCAAUUAUGCCAGGUUUUGCUACAGUCGUGUGCUUUCAUUGAAACCACUACUGAGAGCUGCUUUCGUGCUUUGCAUCAGUGGCAGCCGCAACCACGACAAGUCAUUUGUGUAGUAGUCUAAGAAUAGUACAAGUCUCUCGCUAUGUUCGUAAUCUGUGGUUUGAUCAAGCUAACUGACAACUGUAGUACGUCAUAAGAACUGAAAGACGCCUUUUCCACUAAUGUAAUGUAAUCUUAGGGGUACUGUGUUUUAUCUGUACAGACUAACUGUGCAUUAGUAGGCAAACCAUACAUAUACAGUGCUUUUUUUACUUAGUAUUAAGUUAUUAAUUUUUU